Molecule: messenger RNA, 2061 nt
Organism: Vidua macroura (Pin-tailed whydah)
Lineage: Eukaryota; Metazoa; Chordata; Aves; Passeriformes; Viduidae
Product: hematopoietic lineage cell-specific protein-like
Exons: 15
Coding region: 92-1666 (524 amino acids)
Biological process (GO): regulation of actin filament polymerization
Cellular component (GO): cortical actin cytoskeleton; actin filament; plasma membrane
Molecular function (GO): actin filament binding
Source: RefSeq, a predicted model, not a curated record
UGCCCUCGCCGAGGGCAGAUCAAUCCACCCCUGAUAAUGAGAGCUGCAUUAAGGCCAGUGCUGAGGAGAAACAGCAUGGGUGCAAUCACAGAUGUGGAAAGCAGUUGUGGGACACAACGUGUCAGUGAAAGUGGAGGCUGAGGGAGAUGACUGGGACACAGACCCCGAUUUCGUGAACGACAUCUCCGAGCGGGAGCAGCGCUGGGGAGCCAAAACCAUCGAGGGCUCCGGCCGCGCCGGGCACAUCGACAUCCAUCAGCUGAGGAACAAGGUAUCUGAGGAACAUGAGGUCAUCAAGAAGAAGGAGCUGGAGACUGGCCCCAAGGCAUCCUAUGGUUAUGGGGGCAAAUUUGGAACAGAGCGAGACCGAAUGGAUAAGUGCGCAGUAGGACACGAGUAUGUUGCUGAUGUUGGGAAGCACUCCUCGCAGACAGAUGCAGCCCAGGGGUUUGGUGGCAAGUUUGGAGUCCAGCGGGACCGAGCCGACAAGUCAGCACUGGGCUUUGAAUACAAGGGCGAGGUGGAGAAACACUCGUCCCAGAAAGAUUACUCCAAGGGCUUUGGUGGCUGUUACGGAGUGGAAAGGGAUAAGGUGGACAAAGCAGCUGUGGGAUUUGACUACAAGAGCCAGGCAGAGAAGCAUGAAUCUCAGAAAGACUAUUCUGUGGGCUUUGGUGGGAAGUUUGGGGUCCAGAGGGAUCGUCAGGACAAGAAUGCACUUGGCUGGGACCAUCAGGAAGAAGUGCAGCCCCACGCAUCCCAGAGAGACUAUGCCAAGGGGUUUGGAGGCCGUUAUGGGGUCCAGAAGGAUAGAGUGGAUAAGAAUGCUGCUGGCUUUGAUGAGAUGGCAGCUCCCACCUCCUCCUAUGAGAAAACAAGACCCCUGGAGGCAGGAGCCUCCAGUGGCACCAGCAGCCUGCGGUCGCGGUUUGAGCACAUGGCCAGGUCGGCAGAGGAGGAGAGCAGGAGGCAGGCAGAGGAGGAGCGGGCCAGGCGGCAGGCCCGGGAGCACCGGCUGGCUCAGCAGCAGGAAAUCACUCCGAGAGAGAAGGAGCACACUGGGACUGGGGCAGCCCCUCCAGCUGUGCCAGCAGGGGUACCCAGGGGUGCUGCUGGGGACCAGCCCGUGUCACCAGGAGAACAGCAGAAGGCCAAAAGGGAGGAUGAAGAAGUACCACCCACUUUGCCACCAAGGCCAGCAGAUCUGGAUGCAGAGCUGUGCAAGGUCCCCAUCCAGGGUCAGCCCACCUACAAUGUAAGUUUGGAUGUUGGUGGAGACUAUGAGGAGCUGCCAGAGCCCUCUGACUACUGUGACAGCACCAGUGGAGGUGCUGACUAUGAGGAGGUGCCAGCCCCGUUGGGAAAGCUGGAUGCCACCUAUGACUUUGGAGGAGAUGGAGGUGAAGACUAUGAGGUGAUCCUUCCUCAGGAGCCCAGACAGAGCCAUCCCCACCUGGGGAACACGGACAGUGCUGCUGAGGGGCAGAGCCCCGGGAUCUGCGCAGUGGCUCUCUAUGAUUACCAAGGAGAUGGUGAUGAUGAGAUUUCUUUUGAUCCUGAUGACACAAUCACACACAUUGAGAUGGUGGAUGAAGGCUGGUGGCGGGGACAGUGCCAUGGCAGAGUCGGCCUCUUCCCAGCAAAUUAUGUGAAGCUUCUGCAGUGAAAUGAGCACAGUGCAAACUGUUUCCUCCCAACUUUUGCCUCUGUCGUGGUUUGACACUGGCCAAAUGCCAGACACCCACAAAAGUCACUCAUUCACCCUUCUCUGUCAAAGCUUGGCAGAGGAGAGAAAAAUUUAAUGAAGGCUCCAUGAGCUGAGAUGAGGACAGAGAGAAAACACUCCAAGGGCAAAAUAGGCUUGACUUAGAGGUACAAAGUGAAUUCGUUGCUAACAGAGUCAGAGGAGGAUAAUGAGAAAAUAAGCCCUUAAAACACCUUUUUUUUCCCCCAACUCCUCCCUCCUUCCCACCAACAGUGCAGGGAGACAGGGCAUGGGAGUUUUGGUCAUCUCAUCACUGAGAUUUUCUUCCACUGCUCUGGGAGAGGAGUCUCCCCUGU